Molecule: messenger RNA, 580 nt
Organism: Laetiporus sulphureus 93-53
Lineage: Eukaryota; Fungi; Basidiomycota; Agaricomycetes; Polyporales; Laetiporaceae
Product: ankyrin
Exons: 6
Coding region: 1-474 (157 amino acids)
Cellular component (GO): nucleus; cytoplasm
Molecular function (GO): protein binding
Source: RefSeq, a predicted model, not a curated record
AUGUCCGACGGAGCCAGCAAUAACGAACGUCUUCUGGCUGCAGCGCGAGAGGACAAUGAGGAGCUGCUACUGGAGGUGUUCGACAAGGGUAACUUCGAUGUUAAUUGCAAGGAUGGUCUAGGAAACACUCCUUCUCGAGGCAAUCUCACUGUCCUCGAGCACAUCCUUUCACACGAAGAGUGCGAUGUCGAUCCGAUCAACCGCAUAGAGCGUGCGACGCCGCUGCAUCUCGCACUUCGCCUGGAGGACGCUGAAGUGCGAAAGAGCGUCGCGGAGAGCUUGCUAGAGGCGGGAGCGGAUAUCACGAUCAAAGAUAAGAACGGGGAAACAGCGUUCGAUCUGUUGCGACCGGAGGACGAGGAGAUUCGAGUGCUGAUGCGCAAGGCGAAGGCGCAGACGAGCAUCUCCAACAAUGACAUCGCUGAAGACGACGAUGACGAGCCUGGCUCUGACUCCGGCUCAGAAUCUGAUUGAUCAAUGGACAGGUUUUUGCUGGAUUGAUAGACUCACAUGGGAUUGACUUAUAAAGCGGAUAAGGGAAGUAGACCUACAUGUACAUUUUGAAGUUGGAAUUGCAUGG